Microstroma glucosiphilum is the source of this 1167-nucleotide messenger RNA. RefSeq names its product Thioesterase/thiol ester dehydrase-isomerase. Bases 1 to 1167 code for a protein of 388 amino acids. The record is from RefSeq and is a predicted model, not a curated record. Gene Ontology annotation, cellular component: peroxisomal matrix. The transcript has 2 exons. NCBI's taxonomy places the organism in Eukaryota, Fungi, Basidiomycota, Exobasidiomycetes, Microstromatales, Microstromataceae. Gene Ontology annotation, biological process: acyl-CoA metabolic process; fatty acid catabolic process. Gene Ontology annotation, molecular function: fatty acyl-CoA hydrolase activity.
AUGACUGCUUCUCGAAGCCCGUCCAGAGAGGUCGAAGUGGGUCCCACUCGAGCUCGCUCUGGGGACCUGACUGGAGAGCGCGAAGGGCGUGAGCCUACCUCGCAGGAUGAGCCAGUCGAGACAGUGGAAGGAGCGCAGCAGCAGACGUUGCCUCAAGAAGAGGUCGCGGUACCAGUAGAUGUAGCGCUUGAUGUUGAACACUUGGACGCGAAUCUGUUCCGAAGCAAGUCCCUCUGGCAACCUGCAAAGGCCAGAGGUGUCUUCGGAGGUCAAGUCAUAGGACAAGCUGUAGCCUCGGCGGCCAAGACGACUCGGGAGGAUAUGAAGUUGCAUUCGCUACAUUGCUACUUCCUCCUUGCAGGCAAUCGAGCUAUGCCAAUCAUUUACAAAGUCUCCCGGGUACGCGAUGGAGGGUCCUACUGCACCCGUCAGGUAGACGCGCAGCAGAAUGGCAGGUGCAUCUUCACCAUCAUCCUCAGCUAUCAGGUGCCAGAGCCUCUUCAACCAACUUUUGCUAUCCCUUUGCCGGAGGGCAGUGGUGACAGCGAAGCAAGCACUUCCUCUGCACCGCCUCCGCCGAGCCCCUCGUCACAGGUCCUGCCUCUCUCCUCGACCUUCACCAGAAGUCCAACACCCAACGACCUGAUUGCCAAUCUACCUAGUCCCGAGGAGUCGCCUCUGAACGAGCAGCGCUACGUGGACAUGCUCCGAAACAAGGCCGCCAAGCUCCCCAAGCGGGUCAGGGCUACCCUCGAGGCCGUGAUUCAGGAUCGAUUGCGCUCCCCAGUGGAGAUCCGAAAUGCCUUACCGGGAAUGUACGAUGAGGACACCAGUCUGCCCACAGAAGGGUACGAGCAAGCAUUCUGGCUACGAACGCGCGAAGCCGUUGGGCAAGGAGGCAGUGGUGAUGAAGCUCAAAAAGCUGCCCUCGCAUACCUGAGUGACUUUCAAUUCCUGUCGACGAUCCCUAAAGCGUUGGGCAAUUCGAUGCGAAUCAAGAUGAUGGCAUCACUGGAUCACUCGAUGUGGUUCUACGCCGACUUUGAUGUGCACGAGUGGCUCCUCUUUGUCAUGCAGGCUCAGGCCGCUUCUCAUGGCAGGGGCAUCGCACUUGGCAGGAUAUACAGGCGCGACGGGACACUAGUCGCAGUCUUGGUGAGUCGCUGA